Molecule: messenger RNA, 1482 nt
Organism: Sycon ciliatum
Lineage: Eukaryota; Metazoa; Porifera; Calcarea; Leucosolenida; Sycettidae
Product: sorting nexin-14-like
Exons: 11
Coding region: 150-641 (163 amino acids)
Biological process (GO): autophagosome maturation
Cellular component (GO): late endosome
Molecular function (GO): phosphatidylinositol binding
Source: RefSeq, a predicted model, not a curated record
UUCUUAACUCAACAUUCUCGCCCGUUCCGGAGCACAGUCCUGAGGAGCUUCAGAAGCUUCAGAAGGAGCGUGAAGAUGUUGAGAAGAUUGCGGAGGAGUUCAAGCAGAGUGCUGAGUACGCGGUUCCUGUUGACAGGCAGUACUGGAGCAUGCCCCUGCGCAAAGCCGGUGUGAUGCCGUUUGAUGGAUUAUUUGAUGUCAUCAUUUAUAUGAUGGACAAUUUGUUCCACCCGCCGAGAUGGCUGCUUAUUGCGCUCUUCUGUGGCAAGAUAGUAGGGCACAAGACUCUCGACGCCUAUCUUGACACGUUUCUUCUCGGCAAGGUUGAGAUUCUGAAGGCAGAUGCCACAGUCAUCGACUUGAUCGACCUGUUCAUUGAAACCGUUUUUGAGGACGACAGUCCUGAAAGGAACGAUGAACAGAAGGCUGAGAGGAGAGAAAAAGCCAUUCAUGAUCUUGUUGACUUCUUUCCAGGUGUGAUCGGUGCUGUCCUGGGCAAGGAUAAGUUCCAUGACGGCUUUAAGGAGCUUAUUGACAUCCUGCAGAGCAAACGAAUGAACAAACUGCUGGUAUAUCCACUACUUGACAUUGUCGUUGAAGAGCUAUUCCCGGAAAUAACCCUUAGUCCAACUAGCUCAUAGCACAGUACAGGACAGUCGGUCAGCAGUAUACAUCUGUGUCCAACACAUAGCCUACCUUUUCCCGAAUAUCCAGUUCACGUGUACCAUGCCACCAGUGCGUCAAGUACUCAAGUAAUUAUUUCCCUACAAACUGUACGCUACCGCUCACUAUCACAACGAUUUACUUGCCUUUGUUACAUUGCCACAUUCAAUGCCAGUGAUUGGCUACUACCACCGUCGUCCUCUGCUCCUCCUCAUGUUGCUGCUGCUUCUCUUGUUCUUAGUGUUGUUGUUGUCCUUGUCUUGAUCGUAUGAUAUUUCCAACACUACUCUAGAUCUCUGUUCGUCACUACAGCACAGUGUGAUGCGUUGCAAAGCUUACCUUUAGUUUAGGCUAGUUUAGGCACUUCUCAUGCACUACUAGUACACACUCCAGUCACCAUCCAUCAUGAUGAUAGUAUUCAGGCUGAGCUGGAUCUUUAGAACACUGAAUGUAGAACAUACCCUUAGUUUGGACUUCAACCCAUGUCUAUUUCAGUUGGGUUUUUGAUUAUUCUUAUAUAGACUACAGUGUGUCCAUGGAUAUGGUUUUCCAGGAACUUUCGAGUUGAGAUUUUUAUUAUAUUUCGUGUUUCACACCAUCUUUUUUUAAGCAGUAUAUUGUUACUGACAUGUUCUUAAAUUGUUGAUCGUAUAUUUUUGCUAUUAUUUUCUAGCACCACUCCGGUGCAGUGUGUAGUUGCAGGAUGUUGUUCAUUUUGUACUUGAUAAUUAUGUUACCUUCACCAUCGCUGAAUAGAUCGCCUCUGUGGUCCUGUCCAGCUGCUUUGGCAGGGCAUUUGUGGUGAGUGCUUGCAUGCCU